Messenger RNA from Tetrahymena thermophila SB210, 5658 nucleotides. Its product is annotated as leishmanolysin family protein. Lineage: Eukaryota; Ciliophora; Oligohymenophorea; Hymenostomatida; Tetrahymenidae. The transcript has 7 exons. The record is from RefSeq and is a predicted model, not a curated record.
AAGUCAAUUUAUUUAUCUGUUUAGAAACAAUUUAUUACUUUAGAUCCAAUUAAUAAUAAGGAUAAAAGAAUAAUUAAUAGCUACAUUUUCUUAUAAGUCACAAAAAUGAAUAUUUCUUUAAUCAUACUUUUAACAUUAAGUUUAGCUAUUUUAGAUACACGUGGUUCAUAGCAUAUGUGCAACCAUGACUCAGAUAUAUCUUACAACAUACCCUCUGAUUACAUUGAAACAUUUGAAGCUAAAUUUGGUAAAAGAAACCUAUAAGCAGGGUAAAAUACUCAACCAUUUAGAGUCACUUUUGAUGCAAGUUAACUUUACAACAAUACAAACGGUGCAGGCAUGACAGAUGACAAAAGAAAUUAUAUCAUCUAAAUAUUGAAAGCAGCACAAGUUUUCUUAAGAAAUUUUAUUCAAGUUGUUCCUAGAUAAACUCCAAUUACUUCUUUAUAUGGAUGGACUUCUUGUGGAUAAGCUCCAUUUAUUGUAUAUUAUCCUCCAGAAUUGCAAAGAAAUGGAGCAGGAAUUCCUAAUUCUGAUAUGCAUCUAUUAGUUACAUUUUUCAACGAUGGUACUAGCUCUUAGUUAGCAAGUGCAGGUUUUUGUGAAUUGAAUCCAGGUCCUACUAUUGGUAGAGUUAGAUUUAAUCUAGCCACUAUGUAAAUGGAUCCAAAUAAUAGUCUGUUUUAAGAUAACUUUUCAGUUGCUCUACAUGAACUUACUCACGCAUUAGGUUUUUCUGGAGGUGCUGUUUAAUAUUGGAUUGAUCCAGAUACAGGAAAUCCAUAUGGUUCAAAUGUAUCAAAAAUUUUGACACAAACUACUUUAUGGGGUGUUUCGGGAGUAAACAAAUUAUCCUCUAAAAAUGUGCUUUAAGUAACAAAAAACCAUUUCGCUUGUCCUUCAAUAGAUGGAAUGUUUUUAGAAAACUAAGGAGGAUCUGGAUCUAUGGGUUCACAUUGGGAAAGAGAUUUGAUUAAGAACGAAUAUAUGACUGCUUCUUAGGUUUUAAAAUCUUAUGUUGUAAGCGAGUUUACUGCUGCUCUUUUAAGAGAUACAGGAUUCUAUGCAGGUAUUAAUAGUAACAUGGUUGGUACAAUUUAUUGGGGUAAAAAUAAAGGAUGCGAUUUCUUUUAAAAUGUAUGCAAUUCUACAACUACAACUUACCCUGAAUUUCCUGUAAAAUAAAAUGGCUAAUAGUAUUGUGACUUUUAUGGUAUGGCUAUAGGUAUAGUAACUUAGAAUUUGGAUACAUUUUCAUAAUGUCCAGUCGCAUAACCUUAUUCUAACUAAUUUUGCUAGGAUCCAGCUUUCGAACCUGCUGAGUGGAGUAGGAUUACUACAGGAGUAAAUUCUUAUUGCUUUAUGUCUAAUUCAGUAAAGAAUGGGUGGUCAUCAAAUUCUCAAGGUUAUAAUUCAAGAUGCAAUAUAAUAAAAUGCAGUGCAGAUUUUUCAACAAUAACAGUAUAUCUUUGGCAGUAGGAGACUAUUACAUGCAAUACACCAGGUUAAGUAAUUGAUUUAGCUAAGGCUACAUCAACCACUUAUGGAAACUUUACAUGCCCUUAUGAUUUCCAAAUGUUUUGCAGUUACCCUAAGACAUGCCCAAAUUAAUGCUCAUCAAAUGGAAUAUGCAAUAAUGGUUACUGCAUCUGCAUUGAUGGAUAUACGGGAUCAGAUUGUUCAAUCCCUUGUGCAUAUCCAAAUGCUUAUGAUGGGACCAACUGUAUUACUAAAUGUGCAGCUUCUACUUAUAAAAACCCUGAUAAUACAUGUUAACCAAAUUGUCCAUCAGGAUAUUACAAAGACUCAUCAUCACAAACUUGCAUUUUAUGUCAUACUUUUUGUUCUGCAUGCACUGGUGCUUUACCUUCUUAAUGCUCUUCAUGUAAUAUGGGAUAUCAAUUGAGCGGUAGUACUUGUGCUUCUUAUACAUGCGAUCAAACAUGUGGAACCUGUAAUGGUUCAGGCCCUAAUAAAUGCACUAGUUGCCUAUCUGGAUAUACCUUAACUGGCUCAACUUGUCAACCAACAUGUGACACUUCGUGCAAAACUUGUUCUUCUCAAAAUAAUCCAAAUUCUUGUACUUCCUGCAAAGAUGGUAGCUAUUUAAACAAUAAUUAGUGUAUAAAAUGUCCUACUCCAUGUGGUACUUGUGUUCUCUCAAAUUCUUAAGUAAUCUGUAAUUCAUGUACUCCAACUGCUUCUUACACUUAUGAUAGUGUUAAUAAAGUCUGUAAUCCAGUUUGUGAUCCUUCUUGUCUAAGCUGCACAUAGCCCUUAAAUAGUAACGCAUGUUCUUCUUGCCCUAGUGGAUCUUUCAUUCAAGGCAACUUUUGUCAGCCUUGCUAAUCUCCUUGUAAGACUUGCUAAAACUCAGCUACUUCUUGUAGAAGUUGUGUAAGUAGUACCAACUACACAUAUGAUUCAGUAAAUUUUGUUUGCUAAAUGAUAUGUCAUAGCUCAUGUACUUAAUGUACUAAACCUAACGACUAAACUUAAUGCACAAAAUGUGCUGAUGGUUAUUAUUUAAAUGGAACAACCUGCACUUAAUGCAACAGUCCAUGUAAAUUAUGCUCUUCUGCAACCUAAUGUCUUUCUUGUGUGAACAACACAGAUUACACAUAUGAUCCUAAUGGAAAAUAAUGCAUAUCUAACUGCUAUAAGUCUUGUUCUAGCUGCUCUAAGCCAAACGACUCUAAUUCUUGCUCUGCGUGUAAUGAUGGAUAUUAUUUAUCUGGUUCAUAAUGUCUCUAAUGCAAUUCUCCUUGUUCUAAGUGUUCUACAAAUGCUAAUCAAUGCACAGGUUGCGUUAGUGGGUAUUCAUUAGAUUAAAGCUAAAAUAAAUGCAAUAUUCAAUGUUACUAAAAUUGUAAGACAUGCUCAAGUCCUAAUAAUUAGCAGGCAUGUAAUUCUUGUAUUGAUGGCUAUUUCCUCUCAAAUAAUUAAUGUCUGCAAUGUCAAUCUCCUUGUGCUACUUGCAGUAAUUCAUCCACAAAUUGCUUAACAUGUGCAAAUAACUAUUAAAAGAAUGGUUCAAAUAUUUGUUAACCAAUUUGUGAUAGCUCUUGCAAAUCUUGCAGUUCUCCUAAAAAUGCUAACUCUUGCACUGAUUGCUUUGAUGGAAAUUUUUUGAAUACUAAUAAUUAAUGCGCUUAAUGCUAAAAACCUUGUCAGAAUUGUGUUUAAUAAGCAACAAAGUGUACUAGCUGCAUAAAUACUACUGAUUAUACUUUUGACAGUAUUAACUAAAUAUGUAGUCUUGUGUGUAAUAAAACUUGCUCUUCAUGCUUUGCUCCUAAUGAUAAUACUAAAUGUAAUUCUUGCAUAGAUGGAUACUAUAUUGAUGGAACUACUUGCAAAUAAUGUAACAGUCCUUGUAGUAAAUGUAACUAAUCUCCUAAUUAAUGUACUGGAUGUGUUGCAAAUUAUAAACUAAACAAUUCAAAUUAAUGUAUUCCAUCUUGUGAUCAAUCUUGUAAUACUUGCUCAAAACCAUUAGACAAGAAUUCUUGUAUUACAUGUAAUCCAGGAUAUACUAUGGUUAGUUCUUUAUGCUAAUAAUGCACUUAUCCAUGUUCUGAAUGUUAAACAAACUAAACUAAUUGCACUAAAUGUGCACCAAGUCAUGUUCUUAGUGGAAAUGUUUGCUAACCAACAUGUGAUGAAAGUUGUUUAACUUGUUCAAAACUUAUAGAUCCUAAUAGUUGUACAAGCUGUAAUCCUGGAUUUUAUCUAUAAGUUGGUAGUCAAGAUGGUUAGGGUUCUUGCAAAUAGUGUUAAAAUGUUUGCUUGACAUGUAAAGAUGGAUAAAGUUGUUAAUCAUGCAUUACAGGAUACUUACUUUAAAAUGAUGGAUCUUGUAGCCCAAUUUGUGAUGCUUCUUGCUUAACUUGUUCAAAACCAAACGAUAGAAAUUCUUGUUAAUCAUGUAGUGCUCCUCUAGUUUUACAAAAUAACUAAUGUUAAUAAUGUGGAGAAGGAUUAUAUUUUGACAGUGGGUCUUGCUCUAAUUGCAGUGAUAAUUGCAAAAGCUGCUCAAACAAAUAAAAAUGUGAAAUAUGCAAGGAAGGAUAUAUUUUAGAUUCUAGUUAAAAUUGCAUAAAAAGUAAUACUUGCCACUUAACAUGCUAAAAUUGUAUCGGUGAUUCCUACUUUUAAUGCACCUUUUGUGCUCAAAAUAGAUCAUUAGUCAAAAUAGAUGACUCUUUAAGUUAUGGAAUAUGCUAAUGCCCAGAAGAUACAACAGAUGAUAAUGAAUCUGAAUGUAGUUAAUCUAAAGUACAAAAAAAUAUUAAAUAAACCAUAAUUGGUACUUUUGCAGGAACUGCUUUUACAUCCAUUCUAAUAAGUAUUGGAUUACAAAAUCCUUUAAUAGCUUUAUCUUAUUUCUAACUAAGCUAAGGUAUAAGUUAUUUGAAUUUAGUAAAUGCUAAGCAAUCGGUAGGAUUUGAUGAGGCUUUGAGAGUGAUUUCAUUCUCAAACUUUGAUUUCUAAUAAUUUAAAUCUCCAUCUUAACAUAAAAAUAGAAUUUUGUCUAGCUCAAACAACAUAGAUUUAGUAAAUGGAGAACAAAUAAAUUAAAACCCAAAAAUUGCUUUAAAUAAUAAAAAUUAUAACUUCUUGCAGAAUUCAUAACCUAUUUUAUGGAUUUAAGGAUUUGCUUGGGCUAUUAGCCUUUCAACUCAUUUGAUCAGUAAAUACAUUAAAGUAUAAAGUGCUUUUAUAAAAAAUAUUAAGAAAUACACUGUAAUUUCACUUCCUUUAAUUACUUAUGCUGUGUGUUCUUAAGAAAUGUGGCUUUGUAUUUUUUAUUAAUUUGUGCUUUAAUCAAAUGGAUUAUCAAAUGCUGGAUAAACUGUUUGUAGUGUCUUUGCAUUUAUUUACAUGUUUGCUGUUUUAUGCUAUUUGUUUUACAAGCUAGAAUACAAGAAAUGCCUAAAUACUAGAUAAUUCAAAAAAUCAUUGUAAACAAUCGAUGUUAAUAGUCCUUAAAAUCUUUAAAUUCCAUCUGACCUUAAUUUAGAAGAUUAAAAAAAAUUUUACUUCUUGAACAUAUAUGUAAAAUAAGACUCUUUCGCAACUAGAAACAUAAUUUAGAUAAUAGUUUUAUUGAAGAUGAUAAUCUCAAUAGCUAUAUCAUGCAUUUCUAAUAAUGCAAUUGCCCAAAUAAUUUUAUUAAUCCUUAGCUACUUUGCCUUUUGUAUUUACAUAACUGCAUUCAGACCUUUAAAGCAGGUUAAACAUAAUGCCAUCCUACUUUCUAUUUACUUUAUUACUACAGUGAUUAGUAUUAUUUAUGCAGUUUCAAUUAAUUACUAAAACGAUUCUUAGACAAGCAAAACAUUAUCAUUGGUGAUGCUAGUUAUUAUUAUUACAUCAUAUGUUGUCUUUCUCUCUUUCUGGACUUUGAUUUUGCUUCAUUUAAUUUACCAAUGGCUCAAAAAAUGUAUCUAUAAAGAUUUCUAGUUUAAUCCACAAGAAAUGCCAAAGUAGUUACCUCAGCAUCCAAUUCCUUAAUCUAAAGAUGAAUAAGUUAGUUAACUUAAUAUGAUUGAAUAAACACAUUAACAGUUAGAGUUAAAAUCAGGACAAUUUUCUUAAAAUCUAAUGUCACCAGAUAGAAGCUUUCCUGGAUUUAAUUAGGCUAAAAUUUUAUGA